GGAGAGUAGGCCAUUGGUUGGGAUGAGUACGGCGUAGUGGCCAUUGGUUGGGAUGAGUACGGAGUAUUGGCCAUUGGUUGGGAAUUGAGUACGGAGUAGUGGCCAUUGGUUGGGAUGAGUAUGGAGUAGUGGCCAUUGGGGUUUUUAGCAGUUAGUAGAUCAUUAGUGAGGUUUAGUAGGGCAGUCUCAGUGGAGUGGAGAUGGGUUUUAAGUUUGUUCAGGUUUGUGGGGUCCAGGAGGGCUUUUUAAGUAUGGAGGGGAGGGGAAAUGGCACCAGUAGAGAGGGAGAGAUUGAAGAUGUGAGUGAGGGAGGGAGCAUAGGAUGGAAGAAGAGGAUGACCAUAGUGGUUGUGUAGGGACAGGAUCCAGGGGGCAGG
Staurois parvus is the source of this 377-nucleotide messenger RNA. The record is from the annotation of a GenBank genome assembly. Lineage: Eukaryota; Metazoa; Chordata; Amphibia; Anura; Ranidae.